Molecule: messenger RNA, 1269 nt
Organism: Eleginops maclovinus (Patagonian blennie)
Lineage: Eukaryota; Metazoa; Chordata; Actinopteri; Perciformes; Eleginopidae
Product: olfactory receptor 10J4-like
Exons: 3
Coding region: 1-1269 (422 amino acids)
Biological process (GO): detection of chemical stimulus involved in sensory perception of smell; G protein-coupled receptor signaling pathway
Cellular component (GO): membrane
Molecular function (GO): odorant binding; olfactory receptor activity; G protein-coupled receptor activity
Source: RefSeq, a predicted model, not a curated record
AUGGUGAACUUUACUCAGGUUUCAUAUUUCACUCUGAGUGUCUACUUCCACACGGGGGUUUUUAAAUACUUGUUCUUCCUGAUUGUCAUGUGUUUGUAUGUCUGUAUUAUAGGAGCCAAUGUGUUGCUGAUUGUGGUGAUCUGUGUGAACAGGAGCUUACAUGAACCUAUGUACCUGUUUCUGUGCAGCCUGUUUGUAAAUGAACUGUAUGGUAGUACAGGGUUGUUUCCAUUCCUUCUGCUUCAGAUCCUCUCUGACAUUCACACUGUUUCUGCUCCGCUCUGCUUCCUGCAGGUCUUCUCUGUGUACUCUUAUGUGUGUGUGGAAUAUUUAAACUUAACCGUCAUGUCUUAUGACCGAUAUCUGGCUAUCUGUUAUCCUCUGCAGUAUACCACACGUAUGACUUCCAGGAGGAUCGCCUCUCUUGUGGCUGUAUCGUGGUGCUACUCGCUGUUCGUCUGUGUUGUCAUGAUAUCGCUGACCCUGUCUCUGCAGCUGUGUGGGAACAUCAUCAACACAGUGUACUGUGGAAACUACUCCAUUGUUAAACUGGCCUGCUCUGACACUACUGAUAUUAAUAUUUAUGGACUCUUUGUGAGUCUUUGCACGUUCUUUGUUCCUCUGCUUUUAAUCCUCUACACGUACAUGAGGAUCCUCAGAGUGUGUUUCUCUGGUUCCACACAGACGAGACAGAGAGCUGUCAGUACCUGCACACCUCACCUUGUUUCCCUCCUUAACUUCUCCUUCGGCUGCAGCUUUGAAAUACUUCACAGCCGGUUUGAUUUGAGCGGUGUUCCCAACAUGUUCCGCAUUUUAUUAUCCUUAUACUUCCUCACGUGCCAGCCUCUCCUUAACGCUGUGAUGUACGGCCUGAGAUUUUCCAAAAUCCGUGUUGUUGUGAGAAGUCUGAUGUCAGAGGGAGGCCGCCUCGCUCAACAGGAGGAUCAGUUAACGGCCACCCAGGCGGGAGUAUUGCGCGUCACGGACAGUCAGAGGGAGUUCGAGUCGUCGGUGACCACCCAGAUUAACCACCUGGCGGGGCAGAUCCAUCAAAUGCUCACUCACCUCAAGGAAUCUCCGAGGAUAAGGAUCCACUGGUCAGAUGGGCCCAAGAUCUAUAAUAACGCCGAAGACGCAGCGCGGGACAUGCGGAAAAGAGGGCUGGAGACGGGCGAGCGGCACGGCAGCGAACCUUCACUCGAAGAGCGGAUCCGGAGAGCUUCACCAUGGCAACGCGUCGGAGAGAGGCCGGAGAGAGGCCGGAGAUAA